This is a messenger RNA of Rhodotorula graminis WP1, 1991 nucleotides long. RefSeq lists its product as uncharacterized. Gene Ontology annotation, cellular component: membrane. Lineage: Eukaryota; Fungi; Basidiomycota; Microbotryomycetes; Sporidiobolales; Sporidiobolaceae. The record is from RefSeq and is a predicted model, not a curated record. Gene Ontology annotation, biological process: xenobiotic detoxification by transmembrane export across the plasma membrane. The transcript is spliced from 7 exons. Bases 87 to 1934 code for a protein of 615 amino acids. Gene Ontology annotation, molecular function: xenobiotic transmembrane transporter activity; antiporter activity.
CGCCCGCCUGCUCAUCACCCGCACGGCCAACCGAGCUCGACGCUUCGCCCUUCCACACUGAUCAUCGCCUCGGUGCUCGUCCAGCCAUGUUCACCGGCUCGUACCCGUCCACCUCGCCCGCCUCGUUCUCGCGAGAGACGAGCUUCCUCCAGCAAGCCGUCGCGCGAGGCCAAACUUCGCUGCACGGCCCCAGUGCCGCCAACGGCCGCGACGAGUCGGCUCUCGAUACGGAGGGCGCAGCAGACGAGGAGCGCGGCCGUGCGGCGGCAAAACGGCGCUCGGGUGCGGGGCGGGCCUCGCGCUCGUCCUUCUCGGUCGAUGGACGGCUGAGCCCGACGCAGGAGGGAGAGGAGGAGGCGACUGCGAGUGAGGGAGAGGGGGUGCAGCAGCCGCUGUUGUCGAGGGAACGCCACGCUGGCCAGUACCGCCCCUUGAGCGAGACGACGCCGCUCCUCGGCCACUCGGCGACGACCGACGGCGUAACCUCUGCCGCCGAGGACGCCGCCAUUCGCGACGCCCGCACCCUGCGCGACGACGCCAACUACAAGCGCGCCGUCGCUCACGAGACGCGCACCCUGUUCAGCUACACCGUCCCCAUCCUCGCGACCCACUUCCUCGAGUACUCGCUCAUGGCGACCGUCGUCGUCGCGACGGGCCACCUCGGCGAGACCGAGCUCGCGGCAGCGAGCCUCGGCAACCUCACCAACAACGUGAUCGCCCUGAGCGUCAUCCAGGGCCUGUGCGCCGCCCUCGACACCCUGUGCCCGCAAGCCUACACGUCGAGCAACCCGAAGGACACGUCGAUCUACGCCCUGCGCACCUUUGUCCUGUGCAGCAUCGUCGCCAUCCCGCAGGCCCUGUUCUUCUGGAACGCCGAGUGGAUCCUGCGCGACGGCCUCAGGCAGGACCCGGACGUCGCCUACCGCGCCGGCCAGUACCUGCGCGUCCUAAUCCUCGGCCUGCCCGCCUACUCGGGCUUCGAGUGCAUCCGCCGGUGGCUCCAGGCCCAGGGCCUCAUGCUCGCACCCGUCCUCGCCCUCGUCGCCGCGGCGCCGCUCAACGUCCUCCUCAACUGGCUCCUCGUCUGGGGCCCGAUCGACGCCCUCAACCUCGGCUUCCUCGGCGCGCCCAUCGCGACGACCGUGUCGCUCAACGUCAUGUGCCUCGUCAUGGUCCUGUACGCCGUGUUUGCCGCGCCUCGGGACGCCUGGGGCGGCCUGAGCAAGGACUGCCUGCGCGACCUCGGCCUCAACCUGCGCCUCGGCAUCUCGGGUAUCGGCAUGGUCGGGUCCGAGUGGUGGUCGUGGGAGAUUGUCUCGCUCGCGAGCUCGCUCCUCGGCUCGACGGCGCUCGCGGCGCAGAGUGUCCUCCUCACGUCGGCUUCGUUCUUCUACCAGGUCCAGUACGCGCUCUCGGUCGCCGCAGCCGUCCGCAUCGGCAAUCUCCUCGGCGCACAGAAGCCGCACCUCGCCCGCAUCGCGUCGCGCUGCACCAUCUUCAUCGCCAUCGCCGUCUCGGCGCUCAACUCGGUCCUCCUCAUCCUCGUCCGCCACCGGUGGGGCUCGCUCUUCUCGUCCGAGCCCGAGAUCAUCCGCAUCGUCGCCAAGGUCCUGCCGCUCGUUGCCGCGUUCCAGCUGUGGGACGGCCUCUCGGGCGCCAUGGGCGGCGUCUUGCGCGGAGCGGGCAAGCCGACGCUUGGAGCUAUUAUUAACACCGCGAGCUACUACGUGCUCGGCCUGCCGAUCGGCAUCUUUGUCGCGUUCGCCGGACCGCACAUGGGCCUGAGCGGUCUCUGGCUCGGCCUCACGAUCGCCCUCACCUUCACCGGCAUCAGCUCGACCUGGAUCUGCUGGAAGAUGGACUGGGAGAAGGAGAGCGAGACGACGAGGGUCCGGCUCGGCGAGGCCAAGCGGCCCGUCGAGGAGGAGGCGUAGCCAGAGCGACGAGUCGCUAUUCUCGCAACGUGCAUGCACGCGUCCUCUCUGCCAUCC